Molecule: messenger RNA, 1053 nt
Organism: Aureobasidium pullulans EXF-150
Lineage: Eukaryota; Fungi; Ascomycota; Dothideomycetes; Dothideales; Saccotheciaceae
Exons: 1
Coding region: 1-1053 (350 amino acids)
Source: RefSeq, a predicted model, not a curated record
AUGGACGACAAAAGCGCUGUGCAACCUCGCUCGCAUGCGCCGACGUAUCCGGCAAGUCCUCUGAAGAAGCCGCCUGUGCCUGCAGCUCCAAACAGCGACAAAUCUUCUCAGUCUCUGCCCCACAACCAGGACAAGGACAAGGACCAGGACAACAACAGCACAAACAGCCUGCCUCUGCCUCUGCGACCGCGGAACCAGUCCCCCUAUACACGACCCCAUUUGCGCUCCAGAUCCCACGCCUCUGCGCUUGCUCCUCCCAUGGCGCCGCGAGCCCACUCACUACCUUCGGUCCACUCGGCUGGCCACCAAUAUUCUUCCUCACCUUCAGCCUCGCCAUUGCUGCGUCCAUCGAGCCCCAUGUCCUCCCUGUCUCCGCGACAGCCCUACUCACCAAACAUGCGCCCGACCUCUCCGUUCCGACCACGAUCUCCACUGGACGAGUCGGCCUACGCACAACAAUCUUCUUCCUACGAUGGAGCCUUCCAAAGCAUUUCCGAAGAUGCCGAGCUCAACAUCACCCCGCGAUCACUCCCCGACAACACAUCACAAACUGCCCCGUUCGGACGUUCCCUCUCCGUGCGCCGCCAACGACCAUCUUCCCCUCUGCAUUCGCUCACUCCUUCGGCUGCAACUUCUCGCUCAGUGUCUGCCACUUCUUCGCCCUCAGUACCUAGCGCCCGCUUUACCGAAAACUUUCCUCAACUACAUCACUACUCCAGCAAUUCUUCCUUUUCGAGCAUCUCUACCACACCAUCAUCCGCCCGCUCGAGAUCUCCCAGUAUUUCUUCCCUGGAGACCAUCGAAGACAAUCCCGAUUUAGAAUGGGAAGCCAUUGAGGCCGACCGUGCGGCCAAGCAGCGCGCUGCAGCAGAAGCAGAGGAACAAGGAGAUGACAACGAGCCUCGACGAAGGGGCAGUUUGGAUCUUCCAGGCCACAGAAGCGUCGGCUUCGGCUUUGGCAGAAGAGGCGGAGACGCUGGCCGGAAGAGAUGGAGCAUCUGCGGUGGUGAGAGGACAGUAGACCUUGACCUCGAAACCAUCUGGGAAGACUGA